AUGGGUUCUAAUCUGCCUUCGCAACCAAACCUGCGUGUUACGAUCAUCGCCGCCGACGGCUUAUACAAACGAGAUGUGUUCCGGUUUCCGGAUCCUUUUGCCGUUGCUACGGUGGGAGGUGAACAGACACACACUACCACUGUGAUUAAAAAGACAUUGAACCCGUACUGGAACGAGAUAUUCGAUUUGAAAGUCACAGAAGACAGCAUACUGGCGAUUCAAAUCUUCGACCAGAAAAAAUUCAAGAAGAAGGACCAAGGCUUCCUUGGAGUUAUAAAUAUUAGAAUUGGAGAUGUGAUCGACCUUGAUGUUGGCGAUGAUGAGAUGCUCACCAGAGACCUAAAAAAGUCCAAUGAUAACAUGGUCGUUCAUGGCAAACUGAUCAUAAACCUCUCAACCAACCUCACAUCCCCAAUACCAGCAAAUCAAGGCGGCCCAAGAUCCCACACCAAUACAAACCUUACACCUAGCCAGCCCCCGCCCGUUGCUACAUCCGCUUCUUUCCCGAAUCCCACUCCAACCGUUACCGAAACAUCUGUACCAGAACCUCCAACUGUCUCACAAGCACCGCCCCCCGCAAACCCCUCCACUCCUGCUCCCGCCACAGCCGUGGCUCCCGUAAACGGAACUGCAUCGCAAGUUAAUGGGAUGCCAAAUCAACACAGAAACCUAAGUUCUUUCGAGGAUGGCCAGGGAAGAUUGCCUGCAGGCUGGGAGCGCCGUGAGGACGGGCUAGGUCGAACCUAUUAUGUUGACCAUAAUACCCGAACAACAACAUGGACUCGCCCAUCCGCUCAUUAUAAUGAGCAGACGCAAAGAACGCAGCUUGAAGCUAAUAUGCAAAUGGAAAGAAGGGCCCAUCAAAAUCGGAUGCUUCCAGAGGAUCGAACUGGUGCUAAUUCGCCAGACUCUCAACAACCUCGCACUCCACCAGCGGCGAAUAACGCGACGGCAGUGCAAAUGAUGACCACGGGAGCGACCACGGCAGGUACGGGCGAACUCCCAGCCGGGUGGGAGCAAAGAUACACACCUGAAGGUCGGUCUUAUUUUGUGGAUCACAACACAAGAACAACCACCUGGGUCGAUCCUCGCCGACAGCAGUAUAUCCGUAUGUACGGCCCUGGAGCUAACGGAAAUAAUACCACCAUCUCCUCACAGCCCCUAUCUCAGCUUGGACCUCUCCCAAGUGGAUGGGAAAUGCGCCUCACAAAUACUGCUCGUGUAUAUUUUGUCGACCAUAACACAAAAACCACAACAUGGGACGACCCGCGUUUGCCCUCGUCACUUGACCAGGGUGUGCCGCAAUAUAAGCGUGAUUUCCGACGUAAAUUAAUUUACUUUAGAUCUCAGCCUGCGUUGAGAAUAAUGCCAGGUCAAUGCCAUGUUAAAGUACGGCGAGGAGCUAUUUUUGAGGACUCAUAUGCGGAGAUUAUGCGACAAAGCCCGUCAGACCUGAAGAAGCGUUUGAUGAUCAAGUUCGACGGUGAAGAUGGUCUCGACUACGGUGGAUUGUCACGUGAAUUUUUCUUCCUUCUUUCCCACGAAAUGUUUAAUCCCUUUUACUGCCUAUUCGAAUAUUCCGCUCAUGACAACUAUACUCUUCAGAUCAACCCGCAUUCUGGUGUAAAUCCAGAACAUUUGAACUACUUCAGAUUCAUCGGCCGAGUUGUUGGACUUGCCAUAUUCCACCGGCGAUUUUUGGAUUCGUUUUUCAUUGGCGCCUUUUAUAAGAUGAUGUUGAGGAAGAAGGUUACUUUGCAAGAUAUGGAAGGUGUAGAUGAGGAUUUCCAUAGAAAUCUCACCUGGACACUGGAAAAUGACAUCGACGGCGUGUUUGAAUUAACAUUUGCAGUUGAUGAUGAACAGUUUGGAGAGCACAAGACGAUUGACUUGAUGCCCGGUGGCAGGGAUAUUGAAGUCACUAAUGAGAACAAGAGACAAUAUGUCGAGCUGGUCACGGAAUGGAAGAUUCAGAAGAGAGUAGAGGAGCAGUUUAAUGCCUUUAUCACUGGAUUCAACGAACUUAUUCCUGCCGAUCUUGUCAACGUUUUUGAUGAACGAGAGCUUGAGCUUCUCAUUGGCGGUAUCGCUGACAUUGAUGUUGAAGAUUGGAAGAAACAUACCGAUUAUCGCGGAUAUCAGGAGCAAGACGAGGUUAUUCAAAAUUUCUGGAAGAUUAUUCGUUCUUGGGAUGCCGAGCAAAAAUCGAGAUUGUUGCAGUUCGCUACUGGUACAUCUCGUAUUCCUGUCAACGGUUUCAAGGACCUCCAGGGAAGCGAUGGGCCCAGAAGGUUUACCAUCGAGAAGUCAGGGGAUAUUAAUGCACUUCCAAAGUCACAUACAUGCUUUAACCGACUUGAUUUGCCCCCAUACAAAACACACGACGCCUUACUUAACAAGCUCUCUAUUGCUGUAGAGGAAACAGUUGGUUUCGGUCAAGAAUAA
Molecule: messenger RNA, 2445 nt
Organism: Ophidiomyces ophidiicola
Lineage: Eukaryota; Fungi; Ascomycota; Eurotiomycetes; Onygenales; Onygenaceae
Exons: 10
Coding region: 1-2445 (814 amino acids)
Biological process (GO): ubiquitin-dependent protein catabolic process
Molecular function (GO): protein binding; ubiquitin protein ligase activity
Source: RefSeq, a predicted model, not a curated record